CACCUCUAUCUCUAUCCCUCUCUCUCAAUCAUUUGAAUCGUCUCCGGUUUCUAGCAGCAAUCGAAACGAUGUCGUCUGGUAGGAAGAUAACCCUGAAAAGCUCCGACGGCGAGUCGUUCGAGGUGGACGAGGCGGUGGCUCUGGAAUCGCAGACGAUCAAGCACAUGAUCGAGGACGAUUGCGCCGACAAUGGAAUCCCACUCCCCAACGUCACCAGCAAGAUCUUGGCCAAGGUCAUCGAGUACUGCAAGAAGCACGUCGACGCCGCCCCUAAGUCCGAAGACCGAUCCUCCUCCGCCGGCGACGAUGACCUCAAGAACUGGGACGCCGACUUCGUCAAGGUCGACCAGGCCACCCUCUUCGAUCUCAUCCUGGCUGCGAAUUACUUGAACAUCAAGAACCUGCUAGACCUUACUUGUCAGACGGUGGCGGACAUGAUCAAGGGGAAAACACCCGAGGAGAUUCGCAAGACAUUUAACAUUAAGAAUGACUUUACACCAGAGGAAGAGGAGGAGGUUCGCAGGGAGAACCAAUGGGCGUUUGAGUGAAGAUCAUGAAUAUGAAGAAACUUGUUGUUCUUGUUUGUUGCUCAUGAAUGCUACGGUCUGUCUGUGUCUGAAAUGCUUUCUAUUUUGCUUAGUGAACUACUUUUCCUUUGUUAUGCUUCUCCUUGGAGAAUAAUUGACUUCCUCAACGUGACUCCUUGCCCUUCUGGUAUACAAAUUCUGUUGUUAUCCAGUUCUCUUUUGCAAUGUUAAAUGUGAUUCAAGAAAUUGUUC
Molecule: messenger RNA, 779 nt
Organism: Argentina anserina (silverweed cinquefoil)
Lineage: Eukaryota; Viridiplantae; Streptophyta; Magnoliopsida; Rosales; Rosaceae
Product: SKP1-like protein 1B
Exons: 2
Coding region: 69-548 (159 amino acids)
Biological process (GO): SCF-dependent proteasomal ubiquitin-dependent protein catabolic process
Cellular component (GO): cytoplasm; nucleus
Molecular function (GO): cullin family protein binding
Source: RefSeq, a predicted model, not a curated record